Molecule: messenger RNA, 1923 nt
Organism: Eremothecium cymbalariae DBVPG#7215
Lineage: Eukaryota; Fungi; Ascomycota; Saccharomycetes; Saccharomycetales; Saccharomycetaceae
Gene: SLY1
Product: syntaxin-binding protein
Exons: 2
Coding region: 1-1923 (640 amino acids)
Biological process (GO): endoplasmic reticulum to Golgi vesicle-mediated transport; intracellular protein transport
Cellular component (GO): Golgi membrane; cytosol
Molecular function (GO): syntaxin binding
Source: RefSeq, a predicted model, not a curated record
AUGUCUUUAGAUAAUGAAAUGUCUUUGAGGGACCGGCAGAUCGCCAUUAUAGAAAGGAUGUUAAUGUUUAACACGAGCUCUGCUUCAGCUGACCUAAAUCCAGGGUUAGAAGAACAAGAACUUGUUUGGAAAGUUUUAGUGCUAGAUUCAAAGAGUACAGCCAUUAUUUCAUCCAUUAUGCGCGUUAACGACUUACUGAAAUCUGGGGUAACUGUACAUUCACUUAUUAAACAAAACAGAUCUCCACUCCCUGAUGUUCCUGUUAUAUAUUUUGUACAACCCACUCAGGAGAAUAUUGAUUUGAUAGUGCAAGAUUUAAAGAAUGAUAAGUAUGCUGAUUUCUAUGUUAACUUCACUUCGUCGUUAAAAAGGGAGUUUUUGGAGGAUUUUGCAAGGCAAGUAUCUGCAAUAGGGAAAGCCACUAAGAUUAAACAGGUUUAUGAUCAAUAUUUGGAUUUUGUAGUCACAGAAUCCGAGCUCUUUUCAUUGGGCAUGGAAAACGCCUACAGUUUGAUUAAUGAUCCUCGAUCAAGCGAGGAUACGAUUACGCAACUGUGUGAUAAAAUUGCCAAUGGAUUAUACAGUGUUGUGUUAACUCUAGGUUCAACUCCAAUUAUACGUGCCCCAAGAGGUGGACCAGCCGAGAUGGUAUCCCAAAAGCUAGAGAGUAAAUUACGUGAUUAUGUUAUCAGCACCAGAACUAGCACCGGUUCUAAUAUAAACAAUUCUUUAGAAAGAUUUGUGCUGGUUAUUUUGGACAGAAAUAUUGAUUUACCAUCUAUGUUUGCACAUUCCUGGGUUUACCAGUGUUUAGUGUUUGACGUUUUUAAAUUGGCCAGAAACACUAUAACCAUACCUUCUAAGAACGAACAAGGUCAAGUUGUAAAUAGGAAGAUGGAUAUUGAACCCAAAGACUUUUUCUGGACUGCAAACGCACAUUUACCCUUUCCUGACGCUGUUGAAAAUGUAGAAGCAGCUUUAGCCGGAUAUAAGGCUGAAGCAGAGGAGAUUACUAGGAGAACAGGAGUCAAUAAUAUCGGCGAUUUGGAUCCCAAUUCCCAAAAUGACACAAUCCAGAUUCAGGAGGCUGUCAAUAAAUUGCCACAAUUAACUGCCAGGAAGAACAUCAUUGAUACACAUAUGAACGUUUUGGCUGCAUUGCUAAGAGAAUUGGAAAGUAAAGGUUUAGAUGCUUUUUUCGAAAUUGAACAGGCAAGUGAUUCUGUGAAACUUAGACAGUCUUAUUUAGAGAUAUUGGAAGAUGGUAGGAUUAAUAAUUUGGAAGAUAAGUUGCGGACCUUUAUAAUAAUGUAUUUGAUGUCUCACGAUGGCCUUCCUAAAGAUUUUGUCCAAAAGGUUGAAAAAUACUUCCAAGAAAAUAAUUAUGAUACCAGUCCAUUGAAAUAUAUUUACAGAUUUAGAGAGUUACUAAAAUUGUCUACUAUGCCAUUGAAAAACGACGCUAGCGUGAAUGAUAAUAAUGCGGGGGCAAACACCAACUCAUCUCAGUUGCUCAGUGGUUUAUCCAAUAAACUACUAGGAUUAACUGAGGGCAAGAUCCAAGGUGGCGUUGGUUCGUUAAUAUCUGGCAUAAAGAAACUUUUACCAGACAAGAAGGCUAUUCCAGUGACCAAUGCGCUUGCUUCAAUCAUGGAUCCUAUGGAUAGUUCUCAUGAUAGUUUGGAAGUGACUGAUGAUUAUUUGUAUUUUGAUCCUAAAGCAGUACGUGGUACACACUCCCAGAAACCGAAGAGACAGUACUACAACAAAGCUCUUGUAUUUGUUGUUGGGGGUGGGAAUUACCUCGAAUACCAAAACUUGCAAGAAUGGGCUCAUCAGCAAGGUUCUAAAAAGAUUGUAUACGGCAGCACUGCUAUAACUACACCUAGCGCUUUUCUUCAAGAGCUGGCCCAGAUUGAGUGA